Molecule: messenger RNA, 625 nt
Organism: Calliphora vicina (urban bluebottle blowfly)
Lineage: Eukaryota; Metazoa; Arthropoda; Insecta; Diptera; Calliphoridae
Product: cuticle protein 38-like
Exons: 2
Coding region: 1-528 (175 amino acids)
Source: RefSeq, a predicted model, not a curated record
AUGUUCAAAUUUGUUGUUGUCUUUGCUGCCUGCUUCGCUUAUGCUGCUGCCGGUGUUGUUCAUCAAACAGCUUUUGCUGCUGCUCCCGCUGCUGUAGCUUAUGCUAACGCUCCCUUGUAUGCCGCUGGUGGCAGCCAACAAAUUGAUGUUCGUCACAAUUACGAUGGCACUUUGUCUUCAUACACCACCACCCCAUUCGGUUACACUUCUCCCAUCUCUAGCCGUUAUGUAGCCGGUGCUCCUGCUGCCUAUGCCGCACCAGCAGCUUUUGCCGCUCCCUCUGCUUAUGCUCGUUAUGCCGCCCCUGCUGCUUAUGCCGCUGCCCCAGCUGCCUUUGCUGCUCCUGCCGCUUAUGCUGGUUAUGCCGCUCCUGCUGCCUACGCUGCUCCUGCUAAAUAUGUUGCUUCCGCUGGUGUUGCUACACCUUUCGCUGUAGCUUCUCCUUAUGCUGCUCCCUAUGCCGCUCAUUAUGCUGCUCCUUAUGCUGCUCCUCAUUUUGCUGCUGCCCCCGCUAAAGUAGUUGUUUAAAUUUGUUUACUACAAAUUUUGUCUUACUUACUUUUUGUUUUGUUUGUUAAUAAUGAAUAAAUAUUUAUUGUUCUUUUUUUAAAUAUUAAUUAAACAA